AUGCUUCCUCCUUCCAGAAUGCCCCCCUUCCUCGCCUUCACAUCCUGGUCCCGCUCUCUCUCGACCUCCACCCCAGACGGCAUUGUCGGCCUACAACUCGGGCCCAAGUCCCGCCUCGUCGUCCUCAAUAAGUGGACGCAGGUGCGCGACCUGUUUGACUCGCGUGGCAAAGGCGUCAUCUACUCCGACCGGCCUUACUUCCCCAUCGCUGACUACGUGAUACCCAGCCCGGGGCCGGACCUGCACCUCGCUCUCGCGCGGUACGGCGCGACAUGGAGGAAGGAGCGGCGGACCAUCGUGGAGUUCCUGAGCGAGAGGGAGAUGGAGAGCCUGGUGAGCAUCCAGGAUGCCGAGAGCAGCCAGAUGAUGUGGGAGCUUCUGGGCCUUAGCAACGGCGGUGCCGGCGCCGCUGAGCUGACGGCGUAUCAUCGAUACGUGCUGCGAUACUUCGGCGCGGUGAUCCUAGCCAGCGUCUUCGGCGUCAGAGGCAAGGAUUCGGACGCGCAGAGUAGAGUGGGAAGGUUCUUCUCUGUCCAGGACGAAUGGGCGGGGAUCCUCGACCAGGGCCAGACGCCCCCUCUGGACAUAUUCCCGUGGCUGAAGCACGUGCCUGAUUUCCUCACGCCGUGGAAGGGCUGGAGGGAGCGGGCAAAGUUUCUGAGGACGAGGCAGAAGAGCCUCUAUCGUGAGCUCCUUGCGGAGACGCAGGCGAGGGUCAACGCCGGCAAGUCGGAGGACUGCUUCAUGGGCAAACUCAUUAUCAACCAGAAGGCUGCUGUCGAGUCGGGCCGGGCCAAGGAUAUAUACACACAACAGGAGCUAGACUACAUCGGCGGGUUUCUUAUGGAGGGAGGGGCGGACACAACAGCUAUGGCCUUUGAGACGUUCUUACUCGCAAUGGCGGCGAACCCUGACCUGCAGGAACAGGCGCAGGAGGAAAUCGACCAGGUAUUCGGGCAGAACGAGAUGCCGCACACGGCUGAUGGGAAUAAACUGCCCUUCCUUAAGGCCUGCUUCCUCGAGGCCUUGCGAUGGCGGCCGCCUUUUCCAAUCGCCAUUCCACACGCCAACACAGCCGAAGACGUCUACCAAGGAAGCUUGGUCCCGAAAGGAACAACCGUAAUCGCCAACGUGUGGGCAAUCUCUCACGACCCGGAAGACUUCGAUGACCCUGACUCAUUCAUUCCGUCCCGGUACCUCGCCGAUCGCUUCGGGUGCAAAACCAAGGAAACCAAUGCCGGGAGCACAGAGGCAGGCGAAGGCAUAGAUUCCGAUGCUCUUAAUGCUGCUGCUGAAGUCUCCAGCUCUGGACGAAGGCAAACAUAUGCCUUUGGUGCGGGGAGAAGGGUUUGCGCAGGCCAGCGCAUGGCAGAGAAUAACGCCAUGAUGACCAUGGCGAAGCUGAUCUGGUCUUUUGAAGUGGUCUACGGUGGCGAUGGGAAGCCUAAUGUGGACGUCCGAAGCGCUUAUAGGGAUUCGAUUCUCACCGGGCCAAAGUUGUUUCCGGUCAGGUUCGUCCCUCGGAGUGGGAGCAAGAGAGAUAUCAUCAGGAAGGAGUGGGAGAAGGCAGAUCAAUUUCUCAGCAAGUUUGAGUGA
Messenger RNA from Diaporthe citri, 1596 nucleotides. RefSeq lists its product as uncharacterized. The transcript has 4 exons. Gene Ontology annotation, molecular function: monooxygenase activity; heme binding; oxidoreductase activity, acting on paired donors, with incorporation or reduction of molecular oxygen. Bases 1 to 1596 code for a protein of 531 amino acids. The record is from RefSeq and is a predicted model, not a curated record. NCBI's taxonomy places the organism in Eukaryota, Fungi, Ascomycota, Sordariomycetes, Diaporthales, Diaporthaceae.